AUGUCCAGCCAGCAGCGCUCCGCGGGGGCGCGCUCCGCGAGCUGGCUGCACUGCCGCGAGGUCGGCGGCUACGGAUGCCAAUCGGCCGCCAGGGGGGUCGAUCGGCAGGGCGCGCGGCCGGGAUGCUGGCCUGCUGGCCGGCGACGGUCUGAGGGGCAGGCAUGCCGGGCGGAGCUGGACGGCGGCGGGGGCCCGGCGCCGCAGAUUGGCGGGGACCUCCUGGCGGGCGCGGAGGAGGCGCGGAGGAACCUGCGGUGGUCGACCGGCACGGUGGUUGAGAACAGGGCUGCAUCUGCGGAUGGCAACGUGCGGCUGAUGGUGAUGAGCGUUGAGGACCAUGUGGACUAUCUUGAAGGGAGGAAGGUGAAAAGAAUUCAAAAAGCCCCAAGGUGGAUCGAUGAUUACAAGUUGCCAGGGCAGUUUGUUGCUGUGCGGCCUCUGGGCAGUGACGUCAGCGACAACGAGCCUUCCCCCAAGACAUGGAAGUUGUUGGCCAUAUCGUCCUCCCCAUACGAAGCACGCCGGGAGUCAGCCCUACUUGAUGCAUCUAUAAUUGAGAUUCUCACUGAUCGGGGAGGCGAGGACGACAUACUGGGGGAUCUUGCACCUGGUGGUCAAAUUGAGGUGAGUCAGGCGCUGGGGCGGGGAUUCGCUUCAUUAUUCAGCAGCUACGUUGGCCUUCCCAGUGCGCUAGAGGACCGCCGACCACUGCUGAUGCUCUGUGCUGGUACGCCUGGCCUGUCGCCGCUGCGCUCAGUCCUGAAGUGGGCGCCAGUACAGGCCCUGGCCACCACAAGGCCCAUCGCAAUUGUGUACAUUGCGCACACACCCGUCUCGGCCGCCUGCCUCCAGGAGUGGGACGCCUGGAGGGACAUGGGGGUCAAGGUCGUGACACUGUAUUUGAGGCAAGAUGGGGACGAGGACGUGUCUGACGGCCGUGUCAAAGACCUCCUCGAGACCAGCAUUUUCGAAUCCAACAAUGGGCUGUCUGAUUUGAUGGGCGGCAGCCUAGCUGAGUGCGCCGUCUUGAUGUCUGGCCUGCCGGGCAGUGUGGCAACGGACAUUGCAAACCGGCUCGCGCAACAAGGGGUGGCGAGGGAGAGGCUGCUCUUUUGCGAGUUCUUUUAG
This is a messenger RNA of Ostreobium quekettii, 1128 nucleotides long. The record is from the annotation of a GenBank genome assembly. Lineage: Eukaryota; Viridiplantae; Chlorophyta; Ulvophyceae; Bryopsidales; Ostreobiaceae.